CUCAAUGGAUGGCAGGGAGUGGAUGGCGGCUGCUAGCUCUGCCCUCACUGUCUGACAUAGACAGGCUGCACUCACUCACUGUCUGACUGACUGAGGGUCCUAGGAGUGCUGGUCCUCUCAGUAUGGCAGGCAGGGCUGGGGUCAGUAUGGCUGGGGUGCUGGCUUGGCUCUGGGCUGUGUGCUGGCUGCUGGCUGUCUCUCCAUCUGUCACUGCUGCCAAGAAGGACUCCUGUGACACCUGUAAGAACCUGGUAGACAGAUUCCACAAGGGUUUAGAAGAUACAGCAAAAAAGAAUUUUGGAGGGGGCAAUACUGCUUGGGAAGAGAGAGCUUUAGCAAAAUAUGAAUCCAGUGAGAUUCGUCUUGUAGAAAUUAUUGAAAAUCUGUGUGACAGCAGUGACUUUGAAUGUAACCACAUGGUUGAAGAGCACGAAGAACAGAUUGAGAAGUGGUGGUUCAAAAUGAGGAAGAAGCAUCCCGAUUUAUUAAAAUGGUUUUGUAUCAACACUAUUGAAGUUUGCUGUUUACCUGGAACCUAUGGACCUGAGUGUCUAGCUUGUUUGGGUGGAUCUGAAAGGCCAUGCAAUGGAAACGGUUUUUGCAGUGGUGAUGGUACAAGAGGUGGCGACGGAACUUGCCGCUGUAAAGUGGAAUAUACUGGGCCGCUUUGUCUAGAGUGUGCAGAUGGGUACUACAGUUCAGAAAGAAAUGAUACCCAUGCUGUUUGCACUGAGUGCAAUACGGCGUGCAAAACCUGCCAGGGACCGUCUAACCAGGACUGCCAUGACUGUAAAGACGGAUGGACCAAGGAAGAUGGGAUUUGUGUAGAUGUCAAUGAAUGUGAAUCAGAAGAAUCACCUUGCAAGGACGACAAGUACUGCUUAAAUAUAGAGGGUUCGUUCUCCUGUAGAGUGUGUGAUAAAAGCUGUUCAGGAUGCACAGGCGAGGGACCUGAAAACUGUCAAAACUGCACUUCAGGAUACGUUUUACAAGACGACAAGUGUACAGAUAUAAAUGAGUGCGAUGAAAAUGAAAAAGUCUGUUUACGAGCCAAUGAAGACUGUUUGAACACUCCAGGCAGCUACAAGUGUACUUGUGCUGAAGGGUUUGAAGAUAAAGACGGUGAAUGUGCAGAGGUUUUAAAGACUGAGGUUACCGAAAACGAAACGUCAACAUCUUCAAGUGAGGAGAACAACUCAUUCGUACACGAGGACCUUUAAUUCACACAGCCAUAAUAAUUUAAACACUUUUAUUAAGUUAUUUAAAUUUCCAUACAUGAAGCAAUAUACUGUGGCCACCAUGUGUUUGUUAUUGUGAAUAGCAAUUUUGCCAGUAAGUGAUAAUUAUUUUUUUUUCUUUUCUUUUUUCAAAUGGUAUUACGAAGUAAAAUAAUUGGAUCUGCCCUAGAAGCUGCAAAAAGCAACAUGUGUCUUAUAUUUUGAUACAGUUUCUAAUAAACGUGGUUCAAUCUGUUAUA
Molecule: messenger RNA, 1477 nt
Organism: Pelobates fuscus (common spadefoot toad)
Lineage: Eukaryota; Metazoa; Chordata; Amphibia; Anura; Pelobatidae
Gene: CRELD2
Product: cysteine rich with EGF like domains 2
Exons: 10
Coding region: 123-1220 (365 amino acids)
Molecular function (GO): calcium ion binding
Source: RefSeq, a predicted model, not a curated record